Messenger RNA from Ilex paraguariensis (yerba mate), 1367 nucleotides. Lineage: Eukaryota; Viridiplantae; Streptophyta; Magnoliopsida; Aquifoliales; Aquifoliaceae. The record is from the annotation of a GenBank genome assembly.
AUGGAUUGGGUGAGACCCAGUAGUGUCUGUGGGAGUUGGAAGCUAAGAAGAAGAAGUAUGGAAGCAGUUGCAGUGGCAGUUGUUUUAGUUGCUACCUAUUCAAUCUUCAUGUCUAAGAAACCACGAAUGGGGUUGAGAUUUGAAAAGUCAGAUGGAUGUCAAUUUCCAGCAAUUUACAACUUUGGUGAUUCAAAUUCUGAUACAGGCUGUGUAUCGGCGGCUUUUAAUUGGCUUCGUUCUCCUUUUGGCGAGACCUUCUUUGGUAAACCUUCUGGCCGAUAUUCUGAUGGGCGUCUAAUAAUUGAUUUUAUAGGGUGUCUUUUUCUGUUGCAAUUGCAAAAUAACUCUGAAGAAUUGGGAUUGCCCUAUUUGAGUGCAUAUCUGGAUUCUNCUGAAGAAUUGGGAUUGCCCUAUUUGAGUGCAUAUCUGGAUUCUAUUGGAACAAAUUACCAACAUGGAGCAAAUUUUGCUGCAAGCGGGUCUACCAUUCAGCAGACCAAUGCUAAUCUAUGCGGGGCAGGUUUUAACCCGCUCUCUCUUGACAUACAGGUUUUGCAGUUUGAGCAAUUCAAAGCACGCUCCAUUGAGUUAAGAACUCAUAAAUCAAAAACCGGGCGCCUCCCUAGACCCGAGGAUUUUCCAAAGGCCCUCUACACAAUAGAUAGCGGACAGAAUGAUCUUCAUGCUGGGCUAAUAUCAGUAACAGAGGAGCAAGUACUGCUAUCUAUUCCUGAUAUAAUCAACCAGUUUUCUUUGGAUGUAGAGAAACUCUACAAACUAGGAGCAAGAGCAUUCUGGAUACAUAAUACAGGUCCAAUUGGCUGCCUGCCUUAUCUGGCGCUAACUUAUUCGCCAAAGCCUGGCAAUAGAGAUCAAAAUGGUUGUGUGAAGUCCUACAAUGAGGUGGCUCAAGAGUUCAACAAGCAGCUUAAGGAAAGGGUGUACAAAUUACGAACCCAACUUAAAGAUGCACAACUUACAUUUGCCGACAUCUAUUCAGUUAAAUACUACCUGAUCAGCCAUGCAAAGGAGCAUGGAUUUGCUAGUCCUCUUGGGUAUUGCUGCGGACACAUUGAGGAUUAUUAUGUUGAAUGUGGGGACACAGCAAUAGUGAACGGAACUGAAGUUUAUGGGGCUGCUUGCUGUAAUCCAUCUGAAUACAUCAGCUGGGAUGGCGUACAUUAUACCGAAGCUGCUAAUAUAUGGGUAGCCAACCACAUUCUUGAUGGCUCAUUCACUGAUCCUCAGAUUCCGAUCAAAGAAGCAUGUCAGAAGCCUCUGUAACAGCGAUCAUUAUUAGCUCAAAAGUCUAGACUUGCAUAUAUAUAUGUGUGUGUGUGUGAGUGUGUGUGUGUGUGAAGAAAGUA